Vidua chalybeata is the source of this 1639-nucleotide messenger RNA. It is a transcript of the gene LIME1, whose product is annotated as Lck interacting transmembrane adaptor 1. NCBI's taxonomy places the organism in Eukaryota, Metazoa, Chordata, Aves, Passeriformes, Viduidae. The record is from RefSeq and is a predicted model, not a curated record. Gene Ontology annotation, biological process: B cell receptor signaling pathway; T cell receptor signaling pathway. Bases 218 to 1270 code for a protein of 350 amino acids. The transcript has 6 exons.
UCACAGCCGGCUGCUCCUCAGGGAGCGGGAGAGCUCAGAUCGGGAUGUUGGAAAUGUGCGGGAGGCUCUGACUGGGACUUGCUGCAGGAUAAAAAAUGAAAUUCUCCAGGCUGGCCGGCAGGGAAGAGAGCAUGAUUGGAUCCCUGUGCUCCACACUCGCCGGAUUUUGAGUUCCUGCAAAGCUCAGCCCCGCAGUGGUGCUGCAAGCGGCUCCCCCAUGGCUGCAGCCAGCGGCGAGGGGACAGCAGGGACCCGGCUCCUGCCAGCUGGCACUGCCCUGGCCCUGCUCGGUGGCCUGGUCUACCUGGGCACCCUGUGCGCUGCCUGUAAACGGAAGGGCAGGAAGAAAGUCGCUCCAGAUGGGGUGAAGCUCGUGGAUGAGGCCCUGCUCUGCCAGACACAGCUGCGGUCACUCAGCAAGUCGGACACGAAGCUGCACGAGCUGUACCGGGUGAAGGUCAGAGAUGAUGUCCAGCGUCCAGCCAGCCUGGAUCUCCCCGGUCCCACGGCCCCCGGAGGCGAAUCCCUGCACAGCUCCGGCCUCCUGCACCGUGAGCUGCCCCAGAUCCCCGUCCCUGAGCCCCCGGCCACUUCCCCAGCCCCCGACCAGACCUACUCCAACCUGCUCUUCACCCCGCUGCGGAAAGCAGCGCCAGACGCUGUCUAUGAGUGCCUGGCAGUGGGGGGGGAGGGCACCCCGGUGCCCCCCAUGCCAGCUGGCACCCAGGUGUCCCCUCCACGGGCUGUGCAUGGGGCAGCCGAUUAUGCCUGUGUCCAUAAAGUGAAGAAGGCGGUGUCGGUGGAGGCGCAGGAUGGGGCUGUGGCAGGACCCCCUGGAGCACAGCACUGCUGGGAUGGAGCAGGCAGUGCCCCUAAGGCCAAGCUGGAGGAGAUGUACUCGACGGUGUGCAAAGCCACCAAGAAGAAAUCCCAGGUCUCUGCAUCAACCCCGAGGGCUGUGAAGGAGGCGGGGUGUGGGUGGCCACCCCCCUGCCAGCAGGAGGGGGCCCCAGCAGCCCCAGGUCCCCCUGACCCCUGUUACGAGUCCAUCAACGACAGAGCAUGGACUGCUCAGGCCCGUGGCCCCGACCCUGACUAUGAGGCUGUGGACAUUAACUGGAAGAAGGCAGCAAAACGGGACAAGCCGGGGAAGCCCCGUGUCCCCGAGAACCUGUACGAGAGUGUGGCGGACGUCUGGGCAGGGGAGUCCCGGAAAGUCUCUGCCCGGACGGCGGCCAAUGGGCUGGAGGUUUACAUCACCAACCUAUAGCCCCCCGGGAGAAGGGGCAGGGCCACAGGGGGGUCCCACCUGGCUGGACACCGUCGGGUGCCAAAGGGACAGGUGCCAGCAGCCCUGUGCUCACCAGAGCCCUGUGCCCUGCACUCACUCUCUGUAUAUAUUUUGUAUUACUUCUCUGUGAGUGUCCUUGUCCCAUCCCAGCCCAGCUGGUGCCAGCAGGUUGCUGGUGGGAUGUCCCAAGAUGGGCAGUUUGAGGGUGCUGGGUGCUGUGUGGGACCCCCGUGAGACAGGGCUGGCACUGGUACCAAGAUGGGAACAGGGUGGGGACCAGUCACAUUUUGGGGCAGGGGGGUGACGGGGCUGCAGCCAGCCCCAUGCCUUGGGCUGCAGGAUCAGACC